Messenger RNA from Pelobates cultripes (western spadefoot toad), 378 nucleotides. The record is from the annotation of a GenBank genome assembly. NCBI's taxonomy places the organism in Eukaryota, Metazoa, Chordata, Amphibia, Anura, Pelobatidae.
AUGAGCCCAAAAUCGUGGAGCAAAAAUGGAGGUGUAAUAAAAGCAGAAACAGAUCCCCUUCAAUUCCCACUUGAAAACAGCUCAAAACUCCUGAUAGUUCCCCCCACUGGAGAUAGCUCUAACACUUGUAAAGAACUAGUCCGAUCCAACAUUUGGAGAGAGCGAUCUGGAGACUCUAACUCUAACUGCCUGUCUAAAGAUGUCUGGAACUACCUAACAUAUGUUUCGGCGCUGCUAACGCGCCUUCGUCUGAGGCAAGGCAACCGGACGCAGCUCUCCGGUAACAAUUUAAAGCUGCACAUAGCCAAUCACUGUAGGGGGGGCGUGGUUACAUCAUUCGCGCCCAAACAGGAUACGAAUUGGCCACGCCCCCUAUGA